Messenger RNA from Parasteatoda tepidariorum (common house spider), 3618 nucleotides. Its product is annotated as potassium channel subfamily K member 13. The record is from RefSeq and is a predicted model, not a curated record. Gene Ontology annotation, molecular function: outward rectifier potassium channel activity; potassium ion leak channel activity. Gene Ontology annotation, biological process: stabilization of membrane potential; potassium ion transmembrane transport. NCBI's taxonomy places the organism in Eukaryota, Metazoa, Arthropoda, Arachnida, Araneae, Theridiidae. Gene Ontology annotation, cellular component: plasma membrane.
GAUCUUCAGCAUCAUUCCUCUCACAGAAUGGCUGCUGCACGUGGACGUGAAGCAAUGAUGUCACAACAACAUCGGAUAUCAUUUCCAUCAGAGGAAUUUUCUCUCAGCCAUAAUAAAUUUUGUUUGGAAAUAUUCUAGAAAGAUUCGCAGUAAGUUUCAUUUGUUAUCAUUUAGAACAGAGAUGAGAGAAUUUAGUUGGAAUAUUGUUUACAGUAUGAAAAUAUACUGGGACAUUCUGGAACAUUUUUAGAUGGGUUUCUGGAUUUCUUACUUUUACUCGCUGAUCAGUCCGUGGCAUAUCAUUGGUGCCAUUUUUAAUUAAAUAGAAAAUAAAAAUAAAAAAUAACACUGAUGCAAUAUUUUGUCAGUGGACGAGAGUUAGUUCGACCUCAUUUUAAAAGAAUUUAAAAAAAUUUAAUUGUGCAUUUAGUAACACUAGAAAGGCAACAUAGUAGCAUUGUUUUUUCUUUUGCUGGCAAGAAUUAUUUUACGAUUUAAAAAAAUAUUAAUUAGAAGAAUGAUAUUCAUUUGAAGUGAAGAAAAAUGGUGGUAUUUCAUUUCGAGCUGCUGGAAGAACGAAAAGAAUUUAAAAAGUUAAAAACAGUGUUUUUAUUUUCGAAAAAAUCCUUUUGCUGUCAGAAUAUUUAGACUUUGUACAAAUAGCAACGAGCUUAAAAAAGAAAAUAUUUAAAGCAAAAAUAGAUGGUAGUUUGCUUUCGCUGCCUUCCGCCGACUUUGAUAUUUGAGUAUAUUUUGUAAAUUCUGAUGUUUCUGAAGAAAAUAUAUUUAUCAAUCACAAUUAUUCUGAAAACACGAUUAGACCCUAGAUUCAGCAUUUCUCGAAGAACGAAAACGCUUUUUUUGUACAGACAGAAAUCGGUUAUUUUGCAUAUUGAAAAAAAUGAUGCAAUAUUUUGAAGUAUUUACAAAUGCCUAAAGUAAAAUAGUUUCUCGUCCGGAAACUUAAAAAAUUGAAUGUAUGAACAUUUUGGAAAACAUCUACUGAUGCAACCUUCAAGCUGAAAAGUAUUGUUCUAAGAAUACAUAUUUUUAAUUCGCUACAUAGAUUACAUUAGUGAUUAGCAAAUUGAAUAUAGAGAUACAAUUAGUCAAAGAAUUUUCUACAAAACUAGGCUUAGAUUCAUAACGUUCGUUCUUAGUAUUUCAAAUUCUAUGAGAAAUAUAUUACUCACCUUUGAAGUGAAUCUAUUCAUUACAAAUAGUUACCAAAGAAUCAAAUUAUAUAUUGAUGAUAAGUAUUAAAAUUGAUUCAGCAAAUUACUGGUAAUAACCACCUUUUGUUGGUGGUUUUGCUGACGAAACUGUUUAGAAAUAUAGCCAGUUGAAAAAAGGAGCCCAAAUCAAAAUAUUAAUGUUUGUUCAAACAAAGAUAGCAGCCGAAAGUGGUUUCUUUUCAACUAAUAACUUGGUGUCAGAAAUAUUAUAUUUUAACAAAAAGGUAAUUUAUGUGUAUAGAUAUAUGCAUAAAAGAAAGCUAAUAGAAAAUUACUGCUAAAUAGAGAAUAAUUUGGAAAAAUUGGGUGAAAUAAAGAGUAGAGUAGGAGUAUAAUUUAGACAAAUUGAGAGAAAUAAAGAGUUCAGUAGGAGGAUAAUUUAGAUCAAUUGAGAGAAAUAAAGAGUCCAAUAGGAGGAUAAUUUAGACAAAUUGAGAGAAAUAAAGAAUCCAAUAGGAGGAUAAUUUAGAUCAAUUGAGAGAAAUAAAGAGUCCAAUAGGAGGAUAAUUUAGAAAGGGGGCAAAAAAAGGGAAGAAAAUUCGUGUCUAAAGAAAACCUGUUGAGACAGGAAAAGAAAGUGGUUCAAGAUGGUAAAGAAACCAUUUUGACCUAAAAAAGCCGUUCGUUGCAUCCUGAGUGCAUUGCUAUAGUCUUCACUGAUGGACUUAUAAAAAAUAGAGUGGUCAUCCGGAGUGGUCAAUCUCAGAAAGAACUCUUUAUGAGCAGGAGGAGAAGAGAGGGAGGUUGCUGUCGCGCGUUGCGCUUGCACGAAGACAACACUCGAUUUCUGUUGUUGGGGAUUGUGAUGUUGGGAUACAUGGCGGGGGGUGCGGCCCUCUUCCAGUGGUUGGAAGAGGAGCAAGAAGUGAAAGAUCGACGCAAGUACUGGGAGGUGUACAGGAAAUUCAUGGCCAAGUACAACGAUACUGUGGACAUGGAGGACAUAGAAAUGCUUCUGUGGGAAUACGGAAAUGCUUCUGCUGCCGGCAUCAUACACAAGAGAGCACGAUGGGACUAUUCGGGAGCUUUCUACUUUGUUGGCACAGUCGUUUCUACAAUCGGUUUCGGUAUGACAACGCCCAAGACGGUGGCAGGUCGGGUGGUGGUCAUCUUCUACGGAUUCCUGGGAUGCUCGGGAGCGAUCCUCUUCUUCAAUCUCUUUCUGGAGCGAAUCAUCACUUUUCUUGCUUACCUCCUCCGCCUUCUACACGAGAAAGAUCUCAGGAAGAAAGGAUCCCUGGACAGGAGGGAUUCUACAUCCUCCUUUGACUAUAAUCUAGACGAAUGGAAGCCUUCAGUCUACUGGGUGAUGUUGUACCUCUUCUUGGCCACCAUAAUCAUUGCAGUGUCCGCUUCCUUCGUGUACAGUCCCAUGGAAGGUUGGUCCUACUUCGAGUGCCUCUAUUUUUGCUUCGUCACUUUCUCCACGAUAGGCUUCGGUGACCUGGUCACAUCUCAAGAAGCUGACUAUCCCCACCAGGUCCCCUACAGAUUAGCCAACUUCGUGUUCGUCAUCUGUGGCUGUUGCUGUAUCUACAGUCUGUUCAAUGUCACAUCUAUUGUAAUCAAGCAGUUUCUGAACUGGCUCAUGAAGAGUCUCGACUUCCAAUGCAUUCCGAGGAAACCACCCGGGCGACCUCAACUACUGGCAAGGGGAAGACGAAACGCCAUCACGCCAUACCAUCUCAGAACUCAAGCCCGCAAAAUGGGUACUAAAGACAAAGGUGAGGACAGUAGCGAUGCUGAUUCAACAUACGACAGCGACGGUGAACGGCGCAAUUCUGGCGAAAUGAUAUCCAUGGCGGACCUGUUGCGUGCCAACAAAGUUUCGUUGGCGGUCAUGCAGAAGGAAUUGCAUGAGUCUGCCCAGAGGCAUCAAGCUAUCCUACUGCCUUCGAGGCUGGCAGCGCAAGAGAACAGUUUCAAGCCAGGAGCUGUUGGACCUUUGGCCAUUGUCUCAAAAAAACUUGGGGACGAUGACACGUAAUCCAAAAAAAAAUGUUGACAAAUCUUUCCACAAAAGCCCAAAACUAUGAGCUCUGUUAAGAGAUGUUAUUUUAUAUCUAUUCAAAUGCUGUUAUGUUUAUGAAAUGAAGUAUAUUGGAUCGAUCCAUAGAAUGAACUAGCCGUCGACUAAUUUGCAUUUAAUUAAUUUUCUUGAAAACAACGAUUAACCAGUUGAACUUUAACUAUUCGAGCAUCGAUUAACCUGAUUGCCAUUUCAGAAAAAUAAGCUCUUCAGUUGAAAUAAGUGUCUUCCGUAACAAAAAAAAAUUUUCCCCGCUUCUUUCUACCCGAACCAGCACUUUUUUUUGAUCAACGCACAAGCGAGGAAUAGUACACAAUUGCACGAAUGUGGUAUAUAUAUAUAUAUAUAUAUAUA